Messenger RNA from Marchantia polymorpha subsp. ruderalis, 1962 nucleotides. The record is from the annotation of a GenBank genome assembly. NCBI's taxonomy places the organism in Eukaryota, Viridiplantae, Streptophyta, Marchantiopsida, Marchantiales, Marchantiaceae.
AAUUUUGCUAGAAACAAACAAACCCUAACAGAAGGAAGGAAGGAAGGGGAGGAAGAGUUGAUUGGGUUCGACGUUUCGGAGGUGUUUCGGGGUCGAGGUGGAUCGAUUGAUUCAUUGAUUGAUUGAUGUAUAUCUAUCGAGAGAUCGGUGGGUCGUCGGUCGGUAGGUGUUUUGUCCACUGUAAGCACGUCUGUCGCUUUCUCCCUCCCCACUCUCUCGGUGGCCCUCCCUCUCGUCCUCCUGCCUUCCGGUUCAUUCAUUGAUUCUUCUUUGUUUCUUUGUUUGGUUCUUUUCUUCCUUUCUUCUGCCUGGUCGGACUUGGCUUCCCUUUCACUUCAGUCCGUCUAUUUUCACAGGCUCGCUCGCCCUGCGAUUCGCACGCUCGCUCGCUCGCUCUCUCUAAAUCUCUCUCACGCGCACUUUCUCACUCGCUUACUCACUCACGCGGUGCAGGAUUACGGGCAGAACGGAAAGAUAAAUAAGGAAGAAGUGGAAUUGGGUGUGAAUUGGAAGGAGAGCGCGGGGAGAAUUGGGGAAGAGGUCGUCGAGGGCGAGGGCGAGGAGCAGGAGGUGGUGGUGGACGAGGAUUGAUUGAUUGAUUGGGCGGGCGGGUGGUGGAUUGAGUAUUCGAUUCGGGGAAGGAGGAGGGGAGGAAACGAGGGGAAGAGGGGGGAAUUGAGUCUUCGAUUGGAGCGAGAGGAGGGUGGAGCGAAUUGACGGGCUGAUUGAUCGCUUGAGAGAUCGAGGGGGGUCCUCGUGGAGUCCUCCAGGGGGAAGGGUGGUGGAGUGGCGAGGAGGGGGCAGUAAUGGAUGGAGUCGCGAUGAGGGGAGGGCCGCAGCAGCAGGCAGAAUCGGCAACUCCUUUUAUUCCCACUCACUCUUGGUAUCCCCCUUCCGUGUUGGGGCCGUCCGCGAGCGCCUCUCGUGUUUCCUCUCCCUCGACGACGAGUUCAGGCGGAACCCCGAAUCCUCUCUCCAGGACCAGUGCAGCCAGCAGUGACUCGCAAAGGCCGCGCUCCCCCGGUUCUCAGUCGCAACGCUUGUCCUCCUCUGUCAGCAAUGCACUUCCGGUCCUCAAAGAUAAGAGUGCCGAAGAACUCCGUGGAUUACUUAUGGACAAGGACUUGUACAAUGCAUUACUACAUUCACUUGAUCAAGUUCGACAUUUAGACACGCUCCGCGAUGACUUGAGAAAAGGCAACAUUGACCUUGCACGACAUAAUUUGGGAAAGGAGGCAGAGAUCGCAGAGCUCAGAAAUCAGUGCAUGAUAAUCAGAAAUACCCAGCUCGCUGCUGCCAGGGAAAAGUUUGAGGAAGUGGAGAAACGUGAGAAAGAGGUUAACGCACGUUGUUCUCCUGCAUCCCUCUUGGACCGGCUUGCGGAUGCUGCUAAUGAGGCUGAUGAAGAAUCUGAGACGAUCCAUCAGCAGCUUCUUUCAGGGGAGAUAGAAUUGGGAGAAUUCAUUUCGAAAUAUAGAAAAGAGCGAAUUCUUUAUCACAAGCGAACGCUUACACGGAUGGCAGCUAUGACAUCGUUGACCACUCCUGGGUAGUAUGUGCAACUGCGGUUUGCAAAAAAUUGUACAUUGAUGAUAAAUGAACCAAAGUUUGUCUUUUGACCUCUCAGAAAUUGUGCGUCUCGUAGAAGAAGACAAAACCUGUCACCAGACCUAUGUACCCUCUCGUCAGUGUGGCUAUGACUUAGGAUUGGAAAGCACCAUGAUACCGUUGUAGAAUGCUUUGUGUGAUUUUAGUUGGGCCUUCAAUUUUUUUGGUUCUGGACAUUUUUGUUUGCAAGAGAAAUUUAAUGCAUAUAUUUUCAAGUGAGAAAGUCAUCAUGACUCCUCACCUCAGCUUAUCUUCCGUUGUGUGUACUGGUGUUGUACCAAUGAUCUCCACAAUGGCUGGAGCAGUAAUUGCGUCAACAACAUCGUAAUGAACAAGAAGGUAUACAAAGUCGAC